Molecule: messenger RNA, 439 nt
Organism: Alternaria rosae
Lineage: Eukaryota; Fungi; Ascomycota; Dothideomycetes; Pleosporales; Pleosporaceae
Product: mitochondrial ATP synthase epsilon chain-domain-containing protein
Exons: 3
Coding region: 54-278 (74 amino acids)
Biological process (GO): proton motive force-driven mitochondrial ATP synthesis
Cellular component (GO): mitochondrial inner membrane
Molecular function (GO): proton-transporting ATP synthase activity, rotational mechanism
Source: RefSeq, a predicted model, not a curated record
CACCCGCAACCCAAACCCCGUCCACACCCACGAACCCGCAUCCUACCAUCACAAUGGCAUUCGCGUGGAAAGCCGCCGGUCUCACCUACAACCGCUACAUUGCCGUCGCAUCGCGCGUCGUGCGCCGCUCGCUCAAGGAGGACAAGCGCAUCGCUGCCGAGCGAAGGGGCGAGAGCGAACUCCGCUUCGCCAAGUGGGAGAACGGCAAGCAGGGCGAGAUGAAGGACCUCAACGCUGCGGCGCUCCAGGCACAGGCCGAUGCCACCAAGACCUCGUAAAGCAAUUGAGAGAAAGGACAUGGCAUAGACACGAUUGAGUGGCAUGAACAACUGAGGAGAGAUGACGCUAGGGAAGGAUAGACGUAUAUUCUGUACUAUCAAGCUGGAGCCGAAUCAAAGCCAAUGCACACCAACAAUUGAGCCGACAUUCACUCUCUCCA